Parastagonospora nodorum SN15 is the source of this 1341-nucleotide messenger RNA. RefSeq lists its product as hypothetical. The record is from RefSeq and is a predicted model, not a curated record. Bases 1 to 1341 code for a protein of 446 amino acids. The transcript is spliced from 3 exons. Gene Ontology annotation, molecular function: zinc ion binding; oxidoreductase activity. NCBI's taxonomy places the organism in Eukaryota, Fungi, Ascomycota, Dothideomycetes, Pleosporales, Phaeosphaeriaceae.
AUGAUGUCCCAAGCGGCCAUGCAGGCCGAGAAGGCUAUUGGCCACGGCGACAAUGCCACGACCGCGCAGGAUGUUACCAAUCCCGCCAACAACCCUGAGUGGGCCAACAAGUCUGGCGAGAAGAUGAAGGCUCUUGCGUGGAUGGGCAAGAACAGUGUCGAGAUCGUCGAGGUUCCCAAGCCUGCGAUCAUCGAGGACCGCGACGUCAUCCUCAAGAUUACUGGAUCCACAGUCUGCGGUUCAGAUCUGCAUCUGCUUCACGGCAGCGUUGUGGAGCUACAGAAGGGUGACAUCCUCGGACACGAGUUCUGCGGUGUCGUAGAUGAGGUCGGCAAGGGUGUUACAAAGUUCAAGAAAGGACAACGUGUCGUCGCAUCAUUCCAGAUCGCCUGCGGUGAGUGCUAUUACUGCAAGCAAAAGCUCUCGUCACAAUGCGAGAAGACCAACGCCAACACGAUCGAGAACGCAAUGUAUGGUGGCCGCACAGCAGGCAUGUUCGGCUACUCCCACUUCACAGGCGGUUUCGCUGGUGGACAGUCAGAAUACACCCGUGUACCAUACGGCGACGUCAACCUUCUUCCCCUCCCCGACAACGUUCCAGAUGAGCAGGGUCUUUUCCUCUCCGACGUUCUGUGCACAUCAUGGCACGCGGUCGUUGACACUGGUGUGAAGAAGGGCGAUGUCGUAGCCAUCUGGGGUGCUGGACCUAUCGGUCAGAUGGCCGCAGAGUUCUCUCUCCUGAAUGGUGCAUCAAGAGUCAUCAUGAUUGACCAGAACUGGAGGCUUGACUUUGUCAAGGAGCGAUACCCCAAUAUUGAAACUCUCGACUUCUCCACUCUCGGAAAAGGCAACUCUGUCACCGCUGCGUUGAAGAAGAUGUGCAACGACCGCGGCCCAGAUGUCAGCAUCGAGUGCGCUGCUGGCGAGUACGCUAAGGGUUGGGCACACUACUUCGAAAUGAUGCUUGGUCUUGAGACCGACACCAGCGAGUUGGUCAACGAGAUGAUCGCCAGCACACGCAACUUCGGUCGCUGCGGUAUCACCGGUGUCUACGUUGGUUUCACCAACCACUUCAACAUCGGUUCGCUCAUGGAGCGCGGUAUCCGCCUCAUCGGCAACGGCCAAGCACCCGUCCACCUAUACUGGGAGUCGCUCCUCAAGAUGAUUCAGGACAAGCAGAUCACUCCCAUGAAGAUGGUUACCCACCGUGUCCGUCUUGAGGAUCUGGCCAACGUCUACUACGCCUUCGACAAGAAGGAGGAUGGCAUGCAGAAGGUCUUUGUUGAGACCAAGUUCUCUUUCCCACCAUGCGAGGGCAGCCCUGAGCUCAAGAGGUUCUAG